AUGCAAAAUUCAACAACAACAACAUCUCCUACUCAAUACAACAAUAAUAAUGUUCAAUCAAUACCAAGACCACUGGCAAGAGCUAAUGCUACUUAUCGGAAUAUUCCAGCUACAAAUCGUUGGUCAAUGCCAGUUGUACCAACUUAUCAUCGACAACCAAGCACCUACAACAAUAACAAUCAUCGUAGAUCAAUGGCUAUAAUCAACGACAAUAAUCAUAGUAGCAGCAGUAAAUCUUUAGUAAUACGUAGAAGACAUCGUAAAUCUGCCAAAAACAGCCCAUUUUUAAAUCAUACAGUUGACAAUUUUUAUAAUGUUUUACGUAAAACCGAAGUUGACAAAACCGUCGAAUCUGCUAAAAGUUGGGCAAAUGAAUACGAACAAUAUCGACGCUCGGUGAUACAUUCUGAUUAUACAACAAAUACUGAUGAUUGGAACAACAACAACGUAAUGAUUUGCAAUUAA
Molecule: messenger RNA, 465 nt
Organism: Entrophospora sp. SA101
Lineage: Eukaryota; Fungi; Glomeromycota; Glomeromycetes; Entrophosporales; Entrophosporaceae
Source: the annotation of a GenBank genome assembly